AGGAGAGUGACAAGUAAGGAACCAGGGCUGGUCACCUGCUUCCUUGUCUACCCUUGGCUACCUGAAAAGAGGCAAAUAAAAAUGACCUUUAACCACUGAGAUGCUAAUGACUGGACCCUUUUGAUGAACAGAGCUACUGACACAGGCAGUUGUCUUCGGGAGCCCAGGUCCUGCUUCUUCCCUUUGGGGUAUCCAGGCACCAAAGCAUACAGACGCUGGACCGACCAGAAGGAAUGAAGCUUAGUGACGCAGGGGCAGCUGUCUGAACUCUUGGCCAAGGCUGGUGAACUGCCUGCCAUCCCACAGUUCAACCCUCUACGUCUGCCACUGCAUGGAAGCUAGGAGCCGGGCUUCCAAAAGACAGCUGUGCCAGUCUGGCCCUGGCCCUUGGCUGGCCCUGGCCUAUCUGCUCAGCUGCCUGUUUGCCUCCAGCAAGGCCAAGGUCUUCAGUCGCUGUGAGCUUGCCAAAGUGCUGCGUGACUUCGGCCUGGACGGCUACCGGGGAUAUGACCUGGCUGACUGGAUCUGCCUUGCUUACUAUACAAGCGGUUUUAAUACAGCUGCUGUGGACCAUGAAGCUGAUGGAAGCACCAACAAUGGCAUCUUCCAGAUCAACAGCCGGAAGUGGUGCAAAAGUCUCGCCCCAAGUGGCCUCAACAUUUGCCAUCUAUACUGUAGUGAUUUGUUAAGCCAAGACCUCACAGAUUCUGUCAUCUGUGUCAUGAAGAUAGUUCAAGAGCCUCAGGGUCUGGGCUAUUGGGAGGCCUGGAGGCACCAUUGCCAGGGCAAAGACCUCAGUGACUGGGUGGAUGGAUGUGAAUUCUAGGACCCUCUCUGGAUGGACCAACCUACACACAGCUGGCUGGGAAGUGUGGUUUUGUUCCUGACGAAGGCUUGGGAAGACAAGCCAACUCAUAAAAAUCUAAUUUGCCAUAAGCUUGUGUCUCAGCUCUCUGAGGGUCUGGAGGUGCCUGGCUGGUCUCUCAUUUCACUUGCUCACCUGGGCUUGGCUUCAGGUGGAGUUCAAGAAGCCUAUAAUGAAAGGCUGGAGGACAGGGAUGAUGCUUACCUUCCUCACACCUGGCAGAGUUUGGGUCUAAAGUUUCCAAAGUUAGCAAAAGCAAAAACCAAACAAUAGGAUGCCCUGGUUAAAUUUGAACUUCAAACACACCACAAGUAGCUUUAACGUGCAAGUAUAAUACAAAUCUUGUAUGGCUCAUACUAAUAUUAAAGA
Messenger RNA from Psammomys obesus (fat sand rat), 1234 nucleotides. It is a transcript of the gene Spaca3, whose product is annotated as sperm acrosome associated 3. Gene Ontology annotation, cellular component: sperm flagellum; acrosomal vesicle. The coding region runs from base 332 to 826 and encodes 164 amino acids. Lineage: Eukaryota; Metazoa; Chordata; Mammalia; Rodentia; Muridae. The transcript is spliced from 7 exons. Gene Ontology annotation, biological process: fusion of sperm to egg plasma membrane involved in single fertilization. Gene Ontology annotation, molecular function: lysozyme activity. The record is from RefSeq and is a predicted model, not a curated record.